Messenger RNA from Haemonchus placei, 963 nucleotides. Lineage: Eukaryota; Metazoa; Nematoda; Chromadorea; Rhabditida; Trichostrongylidae. The record is from the annotation of a GenBank genome assembly.
AUGGCACCAGCUAAAGAAGACACAUGGGCAUUUCAACCAAUUGGAGCCCCAUUUCCUGAUCACCCGAUUCGUGUACCCGGACAACAAAACAUGUACGUGGCUCUUUGGUACAAGUACGGUAAACCGAUCCACGGUCGAGCGUGGAAUGAUAACGGAGGAGUGCAGUGUUCAUUCCCGUAUGAGUGGUUACCACUGAAAUCUCGGUUCGACGACAAUAAUGAUCGCGAACUUGUGAGAUGCGGGCAGUCGACGCCAAUUCUGAUAACAUGUACAGACAACGAGAAACGUCUUGGGUACCUUGACCUGAGCACAGAAAUUGCAAUGGUGGGAUACAACAAGAAGGUGGAGCAGAUAGCUGGAGGAGCCACGCAAACAUGCCUCGGAAUAUUUCGAAAUUACAAACCACCUCCAAACAAAAUUGUUGAAGACGAUCAGUGGGAAGACACGAAAUGGGGAAACGAUUUCCCGAAAAACGUUGAACCGGUGAGUGGAGAACAGUUGAUAGCGUUCAUCGAACCGACACCCCUCCACGUUCCUUCUCCGUUCACGUUAACCACAAGUAGCCUUCAAAGACAUGGAACUGUUGACGUUGAGUUUAAGGCGAUGAAGCGUAUGUUGAAGACACUACCCAAUGUGCCAAAAUAUCAGUACGUCGCAUUAUGGUAUAAGCAUGGUGAGCCUGUGUUCGGUCGUGCAUAUCCAGGAAAGGAUGGAAAACUCAUGGCCAGUUUCGGUGCGAAAAACCAAGAAAACUGUGGGCCAGAAAUAGGAUCACUGCAAAUUUUGACAUUACCUGAUCCAAGCUGUAUGGGCCUGGAGUACAAAUGGAUGACCCUGGCUGAUGGAAGAGCUGAUGAACAAAAAAAGUGGGAACCGGUACAUGUGGGCACCGCUGCACCGGCGAUGUUCACUGGUUCAGCGCCAUUGAAAUUCAACGUGCUUCACCACAGAAAGGUACGUUGA